Molecule: messenger RNA, 1608 nt
Organism: Hippopotamus amphibius kiboko
Lineage: Eukaryota; Metazoa; Chordata; Mammalia; Artiodactyla; Hippopotamidae
Gene: TMPRSS5
Product: transmembrane serine protease 5
Exons: 13
Coding region: 21-1490 (489 amino acids)
Biological process (GO): proteolysis
Cellular component (GO): plasma membrane
Molecular function (GO): serine-type endopeptidase activity
Source: RefSeq, a predicted model, not a curated record
ACCACUCUCCAGAGGGCUGGAUGGAAAAGAGCCUGACGCUGGACAGCCAAGCCCCCAUGGAGACUCAGCAUGCAGAGGAAGGUCCAGGAUCCGGGAUCUUCAGAGCAGAGCCAGGAGACCCACUGCGGAUGCCCGAGGCCCAGCAGCAACCCAUCUCUCAGGCAGGGCGCUGGUGCACAUGGCGGCACGGCUGGGCGGCGCUGGGAGCCCUGGGGCUGCUGGCUGGUGCGAGCGUCGGCUCCUGGCUUCUAGUGCUGUAUCUGUGGCCAGCGGCCUCUCAGCCCGUGCCCGGGACCUUGCAGGAUGAGGAGAUGACUUGGAACUGCUCAGAGGCCAGCAGUGAGGAAGCCCUGCUUCCCUCGCUUCCCAGAACAGUAUCUUUCAGAAUAAAUGCCGAGGACUACUUGCUGGAAGUACAGGUGAGGGCCCGGCCAGACUGGCUCCUGGUCUGCCACGAGGGCUGGAGCUCUGCCCUGGGGGUACAGAUCUGCCAGAGCCUCGGGCAUCUCAGACUCGUCGACCACAAGGCAGUGAACCUGUCUGACAUCAGGCUCAACAGCUCCCGGGAGUUUGCUCAGCUCUCUCCUAGACUGGGAGGCCUCCCAGAGGAGGUGUGGCAGCCCAGGGACAGCUGUGCUUCUGGUCAAAUCGUUUCCCUCAAAUGCUCUGAGUGUGGGGCCAGGCCCCUGGCUUCCCGGAUAGUGGGCGGGCAGGCGGCGGCUCCCGGGCGCUGGCCCUGGCAGGCCAGCGUGGCCCUGGGCUUCCGGCACACGUGCGGGGGCUCCGUGCUGGCCCCGCACUGGGUGGUGACCGCGGCGCACUGCAUGCACAGUUUCAGGCUGUCGCGCCUGUCCAGCUGGCGGGUCCACACGGGGCUGGUCAGCCACAGCUCGGUCAGGCCGCACCAGGGGGCCGUGGUGGAGCGGAUCAUCGCCCACCCUCUGUACAGCGCCCAGAACCACGACUACGACGUGGCCCUCCUGCAGCUCCGGACUCCACUCCACUUCUCCGACACCGUGGGAGCCGUGUGCCUGCCGGCCAAAGAGAAGGAUUUUCCGAGGGGCUCGCAGUGCUGGGUGUCUGGCUGGGGCCACACUGACCCCAGCCACACCCACAGCUCGGACACGCUCCAGGACACGGUGGUGCCCCUGCUCAGCACCCAGCUCUGCAACAGCUCGUGCGUGUACGGCGGGGCCCUGACGCCCCGCAUGCUGUGUGCCGGCUACCUGGACGGGAGGGCCGAUGCGUGCCAGGGGGAUAGCGGGGGCCCCCUGGUGUGCCUGGACGAGGGUACCUGGCGCCUGGUGGGCGUGGUCAGCUGGGGCCGCGGCUGCGCAGAGCCCAACCACCCCGGGGUCUACGGCAAGGUCGCAGAGUUCCUGGACUGGAUCCAGGACACCGCGCAGGACUGUGCCUAUAGGAUGAAAGCGGCUGUGCAGAAGCCCGUUGUCACCGUCAAGGACAUGUUUGUUCAUGGAGCUUUUUGGUGACAGAAUUAUCAGUGUUAAACUGCCCAGUGCGUUCACUCCCCUCUUCCUGAACAUGCGCCCCUGGGGAUCUCGGGGAGAAUGUUGAUCCCCAGACAUUCUGGGCUUGAACGACAUGAUG